AAGGUAUUUUUUUAUUUAUUUUUUUUUCAUGGGAGCAACAUCAUUCAAAUCCAUUAAAAAAGGCUGGGCCUUUUACCAAACGCCUGAUGAACAAAUUAUGAUCAUGCUUAUUCAAAAACAACUAGAAAAAGGUGCACCAUUUCCUGUUAAUUUCAAACACAUUUGGCAAUUCAUAACAUCUCAAGUAUUCUAUAAAGAAAUUAAUCUCAAUUAUUAUUGGAUCAGUCAAUGUGAGCCCACUUAAAACAUUCAUCAUAACAAAUAUAUGUCCCUCACUAAAGAAAAACAUGGGCUUUUUACCCCAAACAUACUCUCCCUUCUUGGACAGUUAGCCUAUAGAAAAACGUUUAAUUUAAUCACCUUGAACACAAAUAAAAAUGACAACUAUUUUGUUUCAGAAUAAAUGUGAUAAUAUCAGGGAUUCUAAUUAACUACAUACAUUUGCAACACUUUAAAAGUUAUUAAAUAAAUGGCAACAAAAUGACCUCAAAAUCAACCUUUAAACAUUGCACACGAUGACCUGGAUCAGGUACAUUUUGUAGUGCUUAGUGACAAACAGGUGUUUAGGAAAGGGCUGUGGUAGUGUAAACUACAUACUUAAUACAUACUCCGUUUGCCUGCUUCAAAGCUGGAAGGGCUUGCUCAUUUGUCUCGCUCUAAGCGUAGACCAACGUGGACAGGUGUGCAUCUCUAAAAAUUCUGAACUUUGUGAUUAAUAGGAGGAAACAGUAAGUCACGCCCACGUGGGCAGGUCCCGCGUAGCAAUUAGCCUAUAUUAACGCCAGCUGGUGCACACAGUUCUCCCAUGAGGACUUUUUAACUGAUAUGAAGUGAUAAGUCUGGGUUCUUUCAUACCGCUGGACGAGACUAAACACUUUUCUUCAUAAAGUAUUGCUCUUCAAAUCAAACUGCUCAGGUUAAAGUGACAGGGACACCUGACGAUGAAGUUGGAGGUUUUCUCUGCGAGUCGUCAAGUUGACAAGCCGCUGGACCUGUGCAAUGACUUGGAUGUGAACAUGGCAUCACCGCUGUCCACCGAGGAGGAAUUGGGCUCUGAUGGAGACUGCUCAGCCAACAGCCCAGAACCGAGUGCCCCCGUUUCUGACGGGAAGGCAAAGCCAUAUACGCGUCGACCCAAACCACCAUACUCAUACAUCGCGCUCAUUGCAAUGGCCAUACGCGAUUCCACCAGCGGCCGCCUCACACUUGCUGAAAUAAACGACUACUUAAUGAAAAAAUUCCCGUUUUUCCGGGGCAGCUACACUGGGUGGAGAAACUCCGUACGGCACAACCUGUCAUUAAACGACUGUUUUUUAAAAGUGCUGCGAGACCCCUCACGUCCAUGGGGAAAAGAUAACUAUUGGAUGUUAAACCCACAAAGCGAGUACACGUUCGCAGACGGCGUGUUCCGCCGCAGGAGGAAGCGCAUCAGUAAGAAGAUCCUGAACAGCUCGGAAUGUCAGGAGCGCGCACCUGCGGAUGACCGCCGGCUCCCAGCGCGCGACGAAAGCACUUGUUCUACAUUUUCCAGCUCGUUCGCAAUAGACAGCAUCCUCCGUAAACCGUUUAUGCGGAGGGAGAAAAGCACGGAGGGCACAUGUUUCGAUACCAGGAUAAUGUUGUCAGCAGCUCCGCACUUUCUGCCUUUUGUCAUGGGCUAUCCAUCGUCAACCGUGGCUUAUGCGCAGCACACCGGAUUUCGAGGCAGUUCUGAGGUGUCGCAUGCCUUUCCCGUUUACCGGUGUGAUGGGACGGACAUGCCGAAUUCCCUUCCGGGUUUGACGCGCUCUCACUCUGCUGUACAAGAGGCUGGAUAUCACCCCUUCAGAAUAGACUCUCUACUGUCGUGAAGUAGCCGAAAAAACGAACCAGUGAACCUACGGACUUACUCAAACACACCAAUUAUGUGCACUUUCUUCUUUUAAAUGGUGUGAAAAUGUUUGUGUGUGUGUGUGUGUGUUUAUCGUGAUUUACGCGCAUGCACAAGAAUGCAUGACUGCUGCAUGUUUGCUCUUUAGAUGUUUAGUGUAAAGUGUUAACUGAUUCCAUGUUCGUUUCUUGUAAACGAUGUCAUAAUCAUGCCAGCAAUUAUGGAGAGAAUAUGUGUUUAAAUAUAGUCUGUUUCUUUUUGAAACCGUGUACCCUGUUUUAUAUGCGUAUAGGCUUACGUUUGUUGCAAUGAGCAUGUUUGUGCUAAGUCAGGUUAACAACAUGCCAGUUAUCUUUAUAUGUACCUUUGUCAAUAAAGGAAAAUUUGUGAACAAAUGUAAUUGCCAUCCUUGUUCUGUAACCGUGCACUCCGCUAAUUGGUCAAUAGACACGUCACUAGCGUUUCAACCUGUUCCUUUUGCUUUUGCUUUGAGCUUAGUCAGUGUCACAUGCUGAAUGAAUGUAAAGGUGUAUGAUUAUGUUCUGAUUAUGUUCUUUAAGCAAAU
Messenger RNA from Xyrauchen texanus (razorback sucker), 2435 nucleotides. It is a transcript of the gene foxq1b, whose product is annotated as forkhead box Q1b. Gene Ontology annotation, molecular function: DNA-binding transcription factor activity, RNA polymerase II-specific; RNA polymerase II cis-regulatory region sequence-specific DNA binding. The transcript has a single exon. The coding region runs from base 942 to 1850 and encodes 302 amino acids. The record is from RefSeq and is a predicted model, not a curated record. NCBI's taxonomy places the organism in Eukaryota, Metazoa, Chordata, Actinopteri, Cypriniformes, Catostomidae. Gene Ontology annotation, biological process: anatomical structure morphogenesis; cell differentiation; regulation of transcription by RNA polymerase II.